AAUAUAAUGCGUCAGUGUUUUCGAUAUUAACCUAAUGAUCAGCUGGUGUAGUUAAUGACAACUGCCUUUUCAUUGUUUGUCUGUAGAAAUAUGCUUUCGUAGAUUGCGAGGUAACGAUUGCCAAGGACCUGACGAGCCAAUUUACCUUUGCUGCUUGGAAGAUGUUUACGAUGAACGUUAUUGAGUUUAGAAAAACACUUCCUGUUUGGACAGACGCAUUGUAUUAUUAGACAAUGUUGUAAUGGACAAAUGUAAAAAUGUAUUUCUAACGUUGGUUAACUUAGCUAGGCUAGGAAAUGUGUUCCGUGAUUUGCAGGUCUUAUGAAACACUGUAACUUAGCCCAUUAGCUAGCUAGUAUACGUUACAGUAUUUUGUUUCACGUAAGAGCUGCCAUAGCCUAAUUAGUGAGCUUUCCAUUAUGCUCGGUGUUGGAUUCAAAGCAGAGAGACUUCGAGUCAAUCUCCGGCUCGUCAUCAACCGCCUUAAACUCCUUGAAAAGAAGAAAACCGAGCUCGCCCAGAAAGCACGGAAAGAGAUUGCGGAUUACCUGUCGGCAGGUAAGGAUGAGCGAGCUCGCAUCCGCGUGGAGCACAUCAUCAGAGAGGACUACCUGGUGGAGGCCAUGGAGAUUCUGGAACUCUACUGUGACCUGUUGCUGGCCCGCUUCGGCCUCAUCCAGUCAAUGAAAGAACUGGAUCCCGGUCUGCAGGAAGCGGUGUCCACUCUCAUCUGGGCCGCCCCUCGCCUACAGUCUGAAGUCUCCGAGCUGAAGAUCGUGUCCGACCAGCUGUGCGCCAAAUACAGCAAGGAGUACGGCAAGCUGUGCAGGACAAACCAGAUCGGAACCGUCAAUGACAGGCUGAUGCACAAGCUGAGUGUGGAGGCCCCACCCAAAAUCCUGGUGGAGCGAUACCUCAUCGAGAUCGCCAAGAACUACAACGUGCCGUACGAGCCAGACGCCAUGGUCAGGCCCGAGGUGUGCCAAGGUGAGGAGGCUGACCUCAUCGAUGUGGACAUCGACAGCAGGAAGCCGGGCGGCGGAAGUGGGGGUGGUGGAGGGUUCACAGCACCCCCUGCAGCCAUGCCAUCGCCCAUGUCCAUGUCCACACCCUCAGCCUUCGACUACCCAGCUCCCAGAGCAUCAGUGCCCUACAAUGGCCCCGGGGGCAGUUUUGACAGCUUCAACACCCCCCAGCCUCAAGUGAGAGGAGGGCAGCCCCCCCAGCUGCCCAGCAACCCUCCGGCGUACGACUCCAGUGAUGAAUCAUCUGUCCAGCCUUUUCCGUCCCAGGAAUCUGGACCUGGUCCCUUCUCCCCAAUCUACGACAACACCGCCCUCCCCGAACUCCCCUCCGUUCCUGACACACUUCCUGCUUCCUCCUUUGGUGGAAACACUGCGCCCUCUGAUGACAUCGAUUUUGAUGACUUGUCACGCCGCUUUGAGGAACUGAAGAAGAAGACUUAGUCCUCCAGGCAACCUCUCAACUCCCCUCAACUCAGUUUAGGAUAUGAACUCUUUCUGUAAAGAUUCUCUCACUUAUUCUAACAGAUAUCCAUUUUACCUUACCUCAUUUGAACACAAAAAGGUGUCUUGUUGAUUGCAGGGGAGGUUUUUAAUGAAUUAAGAUUAGCUUUUCUUCUGAGCGAAUGACUUCGCGGAACAUUUGAGGUGCGAUGAAGGAACGUCCUACUGUGGGGGUGUCAUAAUGUACAUAAACAUUUUGAAAUUUAAGCUGCUUCUUCACGAUCAUCACACAGAUACCUUUUCUAUGAGCACUUUGGAUGCAUAAUGGCCUUUUUAAUAGAAUCUGCCGUAAUGUACAAUGCUAAUGCUACACGUAGCGUAGUCGUAAAGCUAAAUCAGCAUGCCUAGUCACUUCAGACGACAGUCUGUAACUGUGAUGCAGAUGAACACACUUGUGAAAAGUGAAAAGCUGGACAGAUCCGUGUGUGUGUGUGUGUGUGUGUGUGAGGAAGGAUACACACUGUGGGGACCUUCUCAAAAAGGACUCCCCAAACGGGGACAACUUCCACCCUUACGUUUGCGUCGGGUGUUUUUUCUUUUCACCAUUUCAACAUUUCAUCAGCUUUGGGUGUCAUUUUUUUGCACUGCAAACUGGCUUUCAUACGUAUAUACACACACACAGUAUACGUGUUUUAGGAAGUUCUAUUAGUCCGUGUCAGAACCAGGCCUCCUCUCUGCGAGCAGGUCACUGGAAGCCCAGACUGGAAAAGCAUGUUUCUGCUCAGCUGUGGUGGUAAUGUGUUGGGAAUAAUCAGAUGUAGGUCCUUUUUUCUUUUUUUUUUUGUCUCCAAUAGCUUUUCACUCAACUGGUGACAUCCUAAAGCUGCUAACAUAUUACCUUACAGGCGAGACUGGAACACUAGACAGGUUGUUGAAUACUAAAACAUGGGAGAGCGUAAGAUUAAUGAUAGUUUGUGUGAAUUAAACAUUGAAUUGCUCUAAUAACCAUUAUAGACCACUUACAUUUUACACAUGUUGUUUAAAAUAAAAUUUAAAAAGCAGUCAUUCUGAUGCUCAUUGAACCUGGGUGGGAGUGUUAGUAAUGUGCCAACGGCAGAAGUGUGAGGUGCAAACAGGAAAAAAAUUUUUGUCAUUGUAGACUAACCACACUCCUUAGAAUAUUGUAUUUGAUUAAUACCAGAUUAAUAGCUAAUAUAAUCCAUCAGUGGCCUUGGCAUUUCAGAUUUGAACCUGAGAGUUUUGUCAUCGUCAAUCAUAUUACGUUGUUCAGGAAGUUGUUCAGCUUCUGUUUAAAAAAAUAAUAAUUGUACAAAUCCAAUCUAAUUAAUAUUACUUUGCUUGACUUUUGCCCUCUUGGUUUUUUAUGUUGGGUGAUGUAAAAUGCCUCUCUAACAUUUUUAUUUUAUCUGUACUAUCGUGAGCAUAAUGGUUGGUUACUCUGUUCCUGUGUUACAAAUUGAGUGACCAGAUUAUAGUCCUGUACUUUAGAUCAGUUCAUUGUGAGUCUGAGUUUUAAACAACACCUAUAUGAUACACUGUUACAAAUGUAAUCUUCAUAUGGUCCACCUUUUGAAGUGUUACGUUUAAAUGUUUGAUACUGAAUAUAAGCUCUGUAGUAAAGACAUUAUCUUCACAGAAAACUGACAUUGUCUUCUCUUGGCUGUAAUAAAGGACAUAUUUAUAA
Molecule: messenger RNA, 3171 nt
Organism: Conger conger (European conger)
Lineage: Eukaryota; Metazoa; Chordata; Actinopteri; Anguilliformes; Congridae
Product: IST1 homolog
Exons: 10
Coding region: 420-1466 (348 amino acids)
Biological process (GO): protein transport
Source: RefSeq, a predicted model, not a curated record